Messenger RNA from Hydra vulgaris (swiftwater hydra), 1013 nucleotides. RefSeq names its product AN1-type zinc finger protein 1. Gene Ontology annotation, cellular component: cytoplasm. NCBI's taxonomy places the organism in Eukaryota, Metazoa, Cnidaria, Hydrozoa, Anthoathecata, Hydridae. Gene Ontology annotation, molecular function: zinc ion binding. The record is from RefSeq and is a predicted model, not a curated record.
AAUUUGCGGAUAUCAAAGCUCUAAAAGUCAAGAAUAUCUUUCUGAACUGCAAUAUCUCCUUUGAAAGACAAUGUAUGUUUAACAAUAUAUAUUCCGGUUAGCGGUUAUGUUUAAAGAGUAAAAAGUUUAAAAUGGCAGAGUUAAAUAUUGGUGCUCAUUGCUCAUUUAAAGAAUGCAAUCAAAUAGAUUUUCUACCAAUUAAAUGUCAAAAAUGUGAUUUGAUGUUUUGUAAGUUACACUCUGUAGAUUAUCAACACUUGUGCUUGUUUUCUUCUAAUGUGUCUAUUAAUGAAGUAUCUGGAAAAGGUUCAACUUUAUCUGGAUAUAAGUGUAGUAUUGAUGAUUGCCUUGUACGAGAGCUGAUAAUGAUAAUUUGUGACAGGUGUAAUCAGCAAACAUGUCUAAGACAUCGCUUACCAGAAGAUCAUAGUUGUCAAGGGUUUAUCAAAUUUAUUAAAACUAAUGGAUGUAAAAUAUUGGCAACUCAAGGUUCUGGACUUGAACUACAAAUAAAAUCUGAUGGAAUAGAAUUGCUCACAACUCAAGGUGCAAAGAAUUGCAUCAAACACAAUUUAAAGACACAUCCAACAAAUAAGCCUUCAAAAACAUUAACAAAAGUAAUGCAAAUGAAAAUGAAAAUGAAUUCCAUUGGGAAUGAAUCUGUUCCUUUAUCUGAGAGAAUUUAUUUGAAUGUUUUUUAUCAAAAUCAAUGCAAGCCUUUAUUUUUUAGCAAAGAACUUUCUAUGGGUAGAAUUCUGGAUCUAUCAGCUCAGCAAUUCGAUUUAAAAAAUCAAAAUCAGUUUGCUUUCUCAAAAAAGUUAAUAUUUUGUACCUUUCAGAAUAAAGAAAUAGCUUUAGAUAUUAAAAUAAAAGAUGCAGUUGAAAUUUAUCACCUUAAUGAAUUUGGAGAUAUUAUUUUGAAAUAUGAAUAAUUUAAUGAUAUAAGUGUCAUAUUGGAUUAAAGCUAAUGUAAAUUUAAAAAGUGUCAUAAAAAUGUUUAAAAACUAAAUUUC